AGUGCCGAUAAACUGGCCGAAGAAUGCCGCGACAGCUACCGAGCACACUUCUUUGCAUUCCAGAUGGAUAUUUCAUCAGACGAGAGCGUCAGUAGCGCUGUUACAUACGUCUCAGAAAUUCUGCAACAGCUCAACAAGGAGCUGUAUGCGGUGGUGAAUAAUGCUGCUACACCGGGAACGAAUAUGUUCGAUGACCUGUUGAACAUGGAAGAGUAUGAGCGGUUGAUCACAGUCAACACAAUGGGUGUCAUCCGAGUGACCAGAGCUUUCAAGCCGAUGAUCAAACGCUCUAAGCAAUUUUUAACUUGUUUACUAGUCAAAACAAAACCAGCGACCUGCUGGAUUCAUAAUAUAUUUGAGAGUGCAAGUAGUCCAGAACUGGGGCAUGGAAUCUGUUGCGCACAGUACUCUGCAACUGAGAAGAUAGUAGUGCUGCUGCAGUUCGUUCUCAGAAAGCUAAUGUAUGCUUCUGGAACUAGCGUAGUGCAGACAGAGACGGAGAAGAGACGCAAACUCCAGUAA
Gongylonema pulchrum is the source of this 522-nucleotide messenger RNA. The record is from the annotation of a GenBank genome assembly. NCBI's taxonomy places the organism in Eukaryota, Metazoa, Nematoda, Chromadorea, Rhabditida, Gongylonematidae.